Microthlaspi erraticum is the source of this 951-nucleotide messenger RNA. Lineage: Eukaryota; Viridiplantae; Streptophyta; Magnoliopsida; Brassicales; Brassicaceae. The record is from the annotation of a GenBank genome assembly.
AUGGUCAGAUCAAACAAGCAAGAACCACGCGUCUCUGCUACAUACAUCCGAUCUCUCGUGAAGCAACAACAACUUGCUUCUUCCACCACCACAACCAUGACCACCCCCACCACAACCACAACCGCAGAUAGCAACGGCGGCAAAACGCAAACGCAAACUCAGAUGCAGACGCACAAGAAACAAGUGAGAAGACGACUCCACACAAGCCGUCCUUACCAAGAACGUCUCCUCAACAUGGCCGAAGCUCGUCGCGAGAUCGUCACCGCCUUAAAACAACACCGAGCUUCCAUGAGACAAGCCUCCAGGAUUCCACCGCCUCCACCGCCCCCACCUCCUCAGAUUCCUUUCUCUGCACCGCCUCCUCCACCUCCUCCGGAUCCAUUUUCUUGGACAAAUCCGCAUCUCAAUUUCCUCCUCCCGAACCAACCGUUAGGGCUAAACCUCAAUUUCCAUGAUUUCAACGACUUCAUCCAAACCUCUUCAACAACUUCAUCAUCCUCAUCAUCAUCUUCAUCGUCUUCUAAUUCAUCUUCAUCAUCCUCAUCCAUUUUUCCGACGAAUCCGCAUAUCUACUCCUCCCCUUCACCACCACCACCUCCCACCUUCGCCGCCACUUCUGAUUCACUACCUCAUCAACCACCGGCUGGACAGCAGAGGAUGAUGGAGUUGGAGAACAACGUGGUGACGUCAGCCUGGUGGUCAGAGCUGAUGAUGAAGACGGUGGAGCCGGAGAUGAUAAAGUCGGAGGAAGAAGUCGUCCUAGUCGAAGAUGACGUCUUCCCCAAGUUUAGUGACGCCAUGGACUUCCCUUCGUGGCUAAACCCAACAGAUGAAGAAUUGUUUCAUCCUUACAAUCUCACAACUCAUUACUCCUCUCUUCACAAUCCUCCUUUGUCCUGUAUGGAGAUUGGAGAAAUUGAAGGCAUGGAUGGAGACGAUUGGCUUGCUUGA